CCAGCCGGUCGUGAAAGUGUUUCGUGAUGUAAAACCUUAUCGCAUUUAGUUUUAAAUGCAAUCAAUUAUUAUUUUCAAAUUAAGAAACAAGUAGAAUAGGUUUCGAUAUUAAUAAGAUUGUUAGGUCUGAAGUCGUUUUAACACAAGUAAAAAAAAAAAGAAUUCGUGAAAACAAGCGUUUACCAGGAAUCCAAGUAGUGAUUAUCAUUUGACAGUGCCAAGAAUAGUUUCUUUUUUUUUCUUCUUUAGAAAGAAACAAAUUUUAAGUGCGCGUUUGACGGUCCUGCUUCCUAAAGGACUAUCGAAUCGUUAGAGAGAAAACAGAGAACAAAACUUUCAAUACUACUCUCUCCAUCUUCCCGGAGAAAAUGGUUUCGUGCACAUGGUGACAUUUCUGAAUACAAACAAGGUGGUGAAUAUGCACUAUAUUCUAAUGACAAUGGGCUGAAGUAUUCUGGAUUACAAAUCUAAUAUAUAGCUUCAAUAUACCUAAAAUAAAAGCAGGUUAUACAAACAAUGGCAACAGUAGAAGAGAAGAAGCGAGUAGGAGGCUCCAAGGUUUCAGCCAUAGCAAAUAUUUUUCAAUCAAAACCACAACUGGAUAAUUUAACUCACAAAGGAAAUGCAAUUUUAUCGGAUGGGUUUAAGGAACCAUCUGUUCCUUUAAAAGAAUCACCUACACAAGUAACAGUUGUAAGAACAGAAAGUCAUGUGGCACGUUUCAAUAAUGCUCGUGCAUUAUUUGAAAAACUUGGUGAAGAAAAUAAACCAAACAGACCUGUUGAUCGUAUUACAAAGCCAAGUAAUUUGCAUGGCCUGCGUUCUCGCUCUAGCUCUGCGAAUUCAGGUUCUGGGUGUACUUCUCCAGCUAGAUCACCACGACCGCGUUCUCCAUCACCACCAGGAACUAGAGAUCACUUGAGUAAUUGGAGUGCAAGUGUACCAACUUUAAAUGCAGAAAGACAUUUUGAAAAUGGACAUAAUUAUGGUUUGGACAAUGUGACCGACAAAUUUAAAGCGCGCAUUCCAUUUAAUAAAAGCGAAAAAAAUUAUGGAAAAGAAAAUCGUUUGGAUGAAAGACCAGAAAAACCAGAGAAACCAGAAAGAAAAUUAAAUUCAAAAGAAUUAAUAGAGAAACAAAAAAAUUGGACAAGUCAUUUUUCUAAAACUAGACCAAGUAGAUAUAAUUCUGAUCCAAAUCGAUCAGUUGUCCAAAUUUCUUUAAAUCAGAAUUUUAAUAAAUUUUCUGGUGAUAAUAAUUCUACAGGACUUAAUGAGAUUUCAAGUAAUGUAGAAAAUGAUACUAAAAGAUCAGCAGAUGUAUCUGCAAGUCCAGCAAUAAGAUCUGCAAGUUUUUGUUCCGCAAGGUCAUCGGCUGCUACAUCUCCUCCUCCACCUCCACCACCAACAAGGAAUUCUUCCAAUGCUAAUACAAAAAAAGAAAGACCUGCUAGUAUUGCCUCACUGAGUCCAUCAGAACUUCCUAAUAGUCCAGAAUAUGCUACUAUAAAUAAGUAUUUUGAAACUUCCCCAACUAUACCUGAAUAUGCUGUUGUGCAGAAAGGUUCAAAUAUACAAAAUAGUAAUAAUUUGCAACGAAAUCAAGAACAAAAAGAUGUUUCAAAGAAUGUACUUAAUACAUCUGCACAAAAAACUCAGGAUGUACCUGUACCUGAGUACGCUGUUGUACAAAAAAAUACAACAGGAAAAGUUCUUGCCAAAAAUUCUGAAAUUAUUAAGAACACAGGUACUCAAGCUUCUAAAAGUGUAAUAAAUGCAGGAGUUACUAAAAACAAUUCUACAACUUCAAAUUGUAAUAUUGUUGGACCAAUAAAAUCGAAUGUUCCUUUGGGAGAAAAAAGUUCUGGUACUUCUAGUCCACUUUGUAGCAUGUCCACAGAAAAUACAGUAAGCAAUAUAUCUGAGAAUAAGAUGAGUAAAGAUAUAGAUUUCCUUGAAGCACCAGAUUAUGUAAAUUAUCCUGCAAGUCCUAUACGUUCGCCGCCAAAAACUUCAGAGUGGAAAAAUGAAUGGCUAGCUAAAAAUGAUGAAAUUUUGAAAAAAGCUGCAGAUUUAAAAUCAUCUAGGGAUGCAUUAGAUGUGGAAAUAAAAAAUGAAGUUAUUAGAACUGAUCCAAGACCAGAUUGGGCUAAACCAUAUACGAAUACUACAAAAAGAAAAGAUGUUCUAUUAGAAGAAAAAAGAACAGAAACAACAAGAUCACCAGAAUCUGAUUUAAGACCACCUUCACGGGGUACUGAUAGUGCAUCUUCUAGUAUGAGUUCUCCUAGUUCACCUUCAAAAGACAGUAAAGAAGAAAAAGCUGACAGAGAAAUGUUAGAAAAAUUUCAAGCAGGCCGUAAUAGUUAUGAUUUGGCUUCAGAAGAACAAGAAAAACCAGCCACAUAUACAGAAAUCAUCGCUGAGGAUGAUAAUGCAGCAGAAAAGGAAUCAAAAUUUAAUGAAACAGACACAACUACGGUUGUCCGACGUUCUCAUGUUCGUGUUGAUUUACAAGCUGCUGGUUUGGGACAGCGGCCUCCAUCUGUUGUUAGUUCUGAUCAGGAACAUCCGCUAUUGGAACAUAAAGACAUCCCAGUACCUUCUCCAUAUACAAAGCGAGUGCAACAAAGUCAGGAUAAUGUUGUACAAAAUAAAAUAGAUAGCAAAGCUCAUAUAAAAUCUAAUACAGGAGUAAAUUCUGUUAAAACCAUGCAAGAGAAAGUAAUUCAUAAUGUUCAAGAACCAACGAAAGUAAAUCUUAUGCCUGAAGAGACAAAUCAAAGUAAAGCAUUUGAUAAUAAAUCACAAUCAAAUAUUUCCAACGAGAAGCAGUUAUUAACUGAAAACAUGUGCCAAAAAACAAUGUCUAAUGUUAAAAAUGAUCAAAUAAAAAGUUCUGCUCGAGAAAAAUUGGCAAAAAAUAAAGAAGAGGUUUCUGGAAAACGCUCAAGUUUUAUUGAAGGAGGUAAUAAGAUGGAUCAGAUCGACAAUAUGUCAUCAAAUUACACUGAACAUGCUCCUAUUUCUACCAAUCAUAGCACAAAUAAUAUAACAGAACCAAAUAUCAAUACAACUGAAUUGAAUGAACUUAAACAUUUAGCAGAUCCAUCCAAUUCUGUAAUAAAAACAAUAGCAAACAGAAGCAAUGUAAGCACAGAUGGAUCAUCUAAAUCUUCUAAUUUUAUAAAUAAUAAAAAUGUAGAAGACGUUCAUCCUCAAACGACAUGGGAACAAGAAAAACAAAAAGCUGAAUUAGCUAAAUUACGUUUAUCAGAAAACACUUUUGUAAAUUCAAUUCAGCAAGUAAACAUAUCACCCAUAACAACAUCACAAAAGCACUUGGAAAAAAAGCAGAUUAAUGAACUUCCUACAUCUGAAAAUAGCUUUAUAGAUGAUAGUGAUUCAAGUGAUACUAAAACUAUUACUAAUAUAGAAAAUAUGCCUCCAACAGAGGUACCAGAUAUAAAAAAUCAACAAGAAUUGAAAAGUACAAUAGAAGAAACACCAUCUAAAGCUAAUACUUCUCAAACAGUUCCUAUAACUCCAGAUACCAUGACAGCUGAUGAAGCAGAAAAUUUAUUAAGUUCACGUAUAUUGGAGAAAAAAAUAAGACAAGGAUCAGCUCUAUUAUCGGAUGAAGAAGCACAAGAAAUUGCCAGAUUACUAUCUCCUACAAAUACUACAGAAGCAGCUGAUGAAGAAAUUGCUAUUGAAAAAGAGAAAGAUGUGGAUAAAGAUAAGGAUAGAGAAGAACAAGAUAAUGCGCCAGAUUGGCUUUCUGAUGUUUUAUCUGCUCCUGAUUCCAGUCUUAUCAAUAGCACAACUCAUGAUUAUAGUUUAUCCCACAGAUCACGUAGCGAUUUGACAAUAGAUUCGUUGACGGAGAGUCAAGUGGGUUCAGUAACAGGUAGUGAAAGUGGAUUGCUAGGAUCCGUUAGUAGUUUAAAUGAUACACACGAAACAAAUGAUGACACAGAAACUGAGCACCAAGAAGAUUACACUCCAACACCUGGAAAAAUUAUAUUGGUGGAGAAUGGAGUUCAUUAUUUUGAAGAUGGUCACUUUUGGAUGGAAGUUUCAGGCAUACCAGAGUCUGAAGAUGAAGAUGAAGAUUAUCCAUCUACUGUACCUGUUAAAAAGACUACUAAAGUUUCAUUUGAUACAGGUCCAAUGAGAGUAUAUUCGACACAUUCUGUGAAUGAAUACGAUCGACGUAAUGAAGACGUAGAUCCUAUAGCAGCAAGUGCAGAAUAUGAGCUUGAAAAACGUGUUGAGAAAAUGGAGGUAUUUCCAGUAGAACUUAUGAAGGGACCAGAAGGUUUAGGCCUUAGUAUAAUUGGAAUGGGUGUUGGUGCAGAUGCAGGUCUUGAAAAAUUGGGAAUUUUUGUAAAAACAAUUACAGCGAAAGGUGCAGCCGCACGAGAAGGCAGAAUACAAGUAAAUGAUCAAAUUGUAGAAGUGGAUGGAAAAUCCUUAGUUGGUGUCACACAGGCAUAUGCAGCUAGUGUUCUGCGUAAUACUUCAGGUCUUGUGCGUUUUGUGAUUGGUAGGGAGCGUGAUCCGAAAAAUUCUGAAGUUGCGAUGUUAAUUCGGCAAAGUUUGCAAGCAGAUAGAGAAAGAGAACAAGCUAAUUCUGCUAAUAGAAGACUUAAUUUUUCGGAUGCAUCACCCGAUGGACAACGAAGUGGAGAGGAUGCACCACUUGGUACUUCCAUGGGUGGAAUACCUGGUUCACCAGCAAUGUCUUCUUGCUCCGAGGGAGAACCACCUCAGAGUCCCAUUGAAAGUUAUUUAUCUCCGUCUAGUCGUAGCAGAUCUCCCAUCAUCAGUUCGUCAAUGCCGCCACAUUCUGUACCUACACAAAAUGAUGUUGAUAGUUUGAGGCUACUUUUACAAGAGAGUCAAUAUAAACUUGCAUUAGCAGAUGGAGAGGUGGAAAAACUCAAAGCAAAGUUAGUCGAAUUGGAAAAUAGUGGGGCAGGCAGUGAAGAAUAUGCAGCGAAGUUACGUGAGUCUGGUUUACGACUUCAUGAAUCCGAAAGAGCAUUGAGUACAGCUCGUCAAGAUUUAACUACAGCUCGUGAAAUGCUAUCUCAGGCAACGUCACAGAAUGCUGCAUUACAACAAAAAUAUGCACGUGCAAAAAGAGCAGCGCGAGAACUUCGUACAGAUAUCGCAGCGAGAGAUGAAUUUUAUCAACAGUUGUUACAAGAAAAAGAUACAGAAUAUAAUGCACUGGUUAAAAGUUUAAAGGAUAGGGUUAUUACAUUAGAAGUAGAAUUAACAGAAACACAAAGAAGAUUUGGAUUGCCCGUUCGACUUCCAUAUGAUGGCACCACAGCUAGAAUAGUAACACCACAAUUAUCACGACGUCAAUUGCCACCACCACCUUCUUCAUCUAGUUGUCAACUCUCUGAUACAGAGACAUCAGAUUUGAGCAGUCCAGAUGAUGGAGACAAGACUGCAACCGUUGAACGAAAACUACCACUCCCACUUCCUGUAAAGGAAGAAUUAGAUCGUGCAGUACCAGCUCACCGACUUCUUGAUAAUUCAGCUGGUAAAAGUAAAGCUGAACUUGCAAGUAGAGGUGGUCUUGCUAAUCGUCAACUUCCUAAAAGAUCAGGAGGCCUUAGUAACAGUAGUUCGGAUUAUGGUUUAGAUGAAUCGGGUGAUAAUACUGACGAAGAUUCGUCUUCAAAACAUAUUUCUCAGGACACAAGUAGCAGAUCGCCAAAUGAUCUAACAUCAAAACAAUCAAACUUAAGUUCCUAUUCUAGUAGUUCAUCGAUCAGUUCAUUAAAAGGCAAACAACAUAUUGAAACUACUCAUACAACCACGAUUCGACAACAUAGUACAAUCAGUUCACAAGUUAGGGCGAUGACAGAGCAAAGUUGGCCACAAACUCAAAAAAGUUUAACUGGACCGCCUGCAUCCUUGGCAGAACAAUUAAAACAAGUCUUGGCUGAGAGAGAAAGGCGUCUUGGUGGAAAUGAUUUGUCCUCUUCUAGAGAAAGUUCUGGAGAUUUUAGUGAUUUGAAUAAUCCACAUAAUAAUGAUCCCACUUUAGUAACUCAUCAUCUUGUGGAAGAAAUAAGACAAGCUGUGAAUGAAGCUAAUCAAAGAGUAAAAAAAGUUACGAUACCUUCGGCUAACUUAAUUAGUAGUAGCGGUGCACCAUGGCAUCAUCCUGGUAGUUCUCCUUCAAGUUUAUCAUCUGGAGGAUCCGUGAGUCCACCUGCUGUUGAUCCUAGCCCAUCUAAAACAGGUAGCGCAGAUUCGAGUGAAGUUUGGUUGCCACCUCAUUCAAGUGACUUUGGUUUAGGUGACAAGAAAUCACACUUUUGGCAGAAUGCGCCUGUUACCGAUUGGUCUAAGGAGCAAGUCUGCCAGUGGUUAUCAGGAAUGGGCUUGGAACGACAUGCUCCUCGAUUUUUGGAAAAUGGAAUCAACGGUGGAAAUCUUUUACGUCUUGAAUCUCGAGAAUUAAAAGCUUUUGGUAUUUAUGGCGAAGAAAAGGCGCAUCUUAAGCGGAAGUUGAAAGAGCUUAGAGCACAAGCGGAUAGAGAACGCAAGGAACGUAAAGAAAUAGAACGAAUGCGGAGAAAGGCUGAAAAGGCAGCACGGAAGAAAUAAUUCGUAAGAAUAAUGAUGUUAUUCUUUUUAAAUGAACUGCAAUAAUAUUGUCGAACAAAAUUAAUAUGGUAUGCAUACUGUUGAGAUAUAUUACUAUACAAUUUUUCUUGCAUCAUUAUAUCCUACAACGGACACUCUAGAUGUAUUAAUUUUUUCAAAGAACGUGUGGUGUGUGUAUGUAUGCGUAUGUGUAUAUAUAUACAUAACGUGUAUAUAUAUACACACAUAUAUAUAUACACAUAUAGACAGAUAGAUAGAUAGAUAUAGAUAUAGAUAUCUUCCAGAACAUUUUCAAUUAAAUCACGAUUGUCGAAUAAGAAAUAUCAAUAUUGUACAUCAGUUUUUUCUCAUGAAGCAUCCAGCAUAUGUAUAAUGCUCCAUAAAGUAAAAGUAUUUUGCAUUUAUUUAUCAACAAUAUACUCAUAUCAUAACUAUAAUUAUAUUUCUGUUAAUCACGAACAAUUUGUAGAGAACGACAAUGGAUAUAAUUUGAGGAAAAAAAAAAAGAAAGAAAUGGUAUGUGUUAUGUAACAUGUCUAUAUGCCAUGUAUGUGCAUGUGAAUUUCAACUUACGUUGGAAAAUAGCUUCCAACGUAGGUUAAAAAUCAGUGAUAUGUAUGUACAAAAGUCAAGCCAUUUAGAUAUAUUGUCUCUUUUAUGAGGCAGACUUCUAUUUACUGAUUGUGUAUUUAUUUUUACUACCUAUUAAUGGUAUAACAUCAAUUUUCCAUAAUUAAUAGUGUAACAUUAUUAAUACAAUAGAAAGGAUAUUAGUAUAUUGGAACAAGUGGCUGUCCCUUAUUAUGUAGAUUAUAAAUUACCAACGAAUUUUUAAUUAUCAAUGCAAUAUACGUUAUAAAUAUUGCUGUAGAUAUAAUUAAAUUGUGAAAUAAUGUUCUUUACUUAUAUUUGUUACGACUAGAUUUAUUAAAAUCAUUUUUCAAUAUAUAUAUAUAAUGAAAUUUUCUCAAAAUAAGAAUAGAUAUUAAACGCGAAUAAUUUUUAAUUAUUCCUGAAUCGUAUAAAUUAUUUGUAACAUGCGCAGUAUAUCUGUCAAUUGUAUUAUGCACACUAAUCUAAUAUUUAAUUUUUCAAUGUUAAUUUGUGUAUUAAAUAAUGCCAUUUUUUAUACUGUAUUUGUAGACAUUCCAUAUAAAGUUAAAGAUAUAUCUUCAUUAACACAAAUAGAUAUAAAAACUAUAACAAAAGCUUCUAUGCUUAAAACGAGAUAUCAUUUAAUGCGCGCGGAUAUUAUGCAUUGUGUAUUAAACUAUUCUGUGUUAAUACAAGACUAAGUAACCAAACGAGAACACGUAUACGAAUAUAUCUUUAAUACAAUGGUUACGAGACUCGUUUGGUUACAGUAUAGACAAACGUGCAUUGCACGUGUACUUAUUUAUACUAGCUUUAAGAUUAUUUUAAGUUUAAGUACUUUUUUUUUAUUUUGUCCAACGUAAGUUAAAAUCAGUUCAAUUUUUUUGUUUUUUAUUUCUUCUUAUUAGAGACAAUUGAACAAGUAAAACACUUAUAAUUGAAAUGCAUUGUAUAUAUAUACAUUGAAUAAUUAUUAAUCUAAUAAUUGAGAAGUUAAUCUAAGGCAUAUAUAAGAUUAUAAUUAAAUAUUAUAGUGUCAUAACACAUCUAUGAUAAAUUAUAGUUUUUAAUUUGAUAAUCGAACUAUUUAUCGGAGUCCUCCAUUUUUUAACAGUACUAUGUACCAUGAUAUCUCUUACAAAAAGAAAAUGGUACACUCGUUUUUGUUAUUAGAAUCACAACGAAAUGUGGGAAUACAUCGAGACACUUAUAAUAUAUAAUGUCACUUGAUUUUUCAGAAUUAUUGUGAAAACACAUAUAUAUACAUAUAAUGUAUUAUUUACAUUUACAUAUAUUAAAACACUCGAAAGUCCUACACUUCGUCUGUAGAUAAAAUUUCGAUUCUGUAAGAACAGACAUUGAUAUAAACUGACUGAUUUACGAUAAGUUUUGUAGUCAAUUUUCAACGAACAAUAUAAAUGUGUAAUUUCAUAAAGUGUCAUGUGUGUCCAAAAGUACAUUUUAGUCUAGCGCAAGAACCAAAAUAAGCACAUUUUGACAAAACUCUAUGUGUCUGUCUUUUUCAUACAUUUUUUCAUUGAUUUUAAAUUAUUAUUCAUUAAAAUAGAAAAUCUAUACAGAAUAGACCCAGUAACGCGGGAGAAAUGUGCUGUUACAUGGGUGGCAGCUUUUUUCGACAAUGUCUACAAAAAUAUUGUCAACAAAAUACUCUCUUAAACGUUUUAAUUAAAACUGAUUAAAAUAAUAA
Vespula vulgaris is the source of this 8938-nucleotide messenger RNA. RefSeq lists its product as uncharacterized. The transcript has 19 exons. Bases 517 to 6636 code for a protein of 2039 amino acids. Gene Ontology annotation, biological process: actin filament organization; calcium-mediated signaling; neuron projection development. Gene Ontology annotation, cellular component: cytoplasm; postsynaptic density; dendrite. Lineage: Eukaryota; Metazoa; Arthropoda; Insecta; Hymenoptera; Vespidae. The record is from RefSeq and is a predicted model, not a curated record. Gene Ontology annotation, molecular function: actin filament binding.